Messenger RNA from Paramuricea clavata, 1472 nucleotides. NCBI's taxonomy places the organism in Eukaryota, Metazoa, Cnidaria, Anthozoa, Malacalcyonacea, Plexauridae. The record is from the annotation of a GenBank genome assembly.
AUGGCAACGGUACAAAACCCAACAGGUUAUGGGCCCAGGAGAGGCUUGAUUUUUGAUGGAGACGAGAACAAGUAUGAAUUAUGGGAGGUGAAGUUUUUGGGAUAUAUGCGACUCCAAAAACUUUACGUAAUAUUUCAAAUCCGAGUUAGUGUUUUAGACGUGGUUUCUAAAUACAAGUGCCAUGAACAAUGGCGAGGCGCAGCCGAGCCAUUGUUGAUUGUUCAUGGCACUGGGGAUUUGGAAGCCAAGUUUAAAACACUAACGAGGAUUUGAAAUUGCUUCUCACACAUCAUUAGACUUUCAUAGCAAUGAGGCAUGAAAUUAUUAGAUAUUCAAAAAAGUGAGCGUGGGCAUUAACGAUUACAUUCGCUUGAAAGUUUGCAUGAAGUGCAACGAAGCAUUCAGUUCGCUUUCGUCGUGAAUAGAUGAAUUUUGUUGGCAAAAGAGCAUGGUAUCUUCUUAUAAUAUAAGAAAAAGCGGUUUCGAGAACCAGAGAGUGUUGAGCACAGCAUUGUAAACAGUAUUGUCGCUCGGCUGACAAGGUCGGGGAUCCGAAAAACGAUAUAUCAGAUUGUGUGUGCGAUAAGGCGCUAUCUGGUGAAAAAUGAAAGAGCCGAAGUGAAUAUAUAUUUUGUAGACGGUAAACAUUACUGGUAAGUUGCUGUAUUAUAGUGUUUAAAGCGCUGUUUAUUAUGAUAGUUGGUUGUAGUUUUCAAACGUUUAGGAAAAGUGUUAGCUAUAAAGUGUAGUUAGAAUAAAUUUCUAAAUACAACUUACUGUAUUUAGAAAUAAUUCUAAACAUAGCAAUUAAAUAUAUUUGCAUAAUCUUUUGUUUACGCCUCAAUUUCCCUAUUGUUCAAAGCCCUUCCCACUUGAAGUAAUUAAAGUCCUGGUCUAGACGGGGUAUCCAGAUAGAUACACGUGAUGUAAAUUAAACCAUGUCAUUGGCCGAAAUGCUAUGAAUAUCUAAUGAUGUAUGAGAAAAUAUAUUCAUUCCUAGCAGUAGCGAAAGAGAGCUAGAUGAGGCAAAGAACGCAGAUGCCUUUGCCGAAUUAGUGCAAUGUCUAGAUGACAGGAGCUUGGCCCUGGUCAUACGAGAGGCGAAAGACAAUGGAAGAAAAGCCCUGACGGUUCUGAGAGAACAUUAUCAAGGCAAGGGAAAGCCCAGAAUAGUCUCGCUGUACACGGAGUUAACGUCGUUGAAGAAGACAGAAAAUGAGACAAUUACGGACUACAUCAUACGGGCAGAAACUGCCACGACCGCAUUGAAGGCUGCUGAGGAAGUAAUCAGUGAUGGACUUCUGAUUGCCAUGGUACUCAAGGGUCUACCAAACGCGUAUAAAACAUUUUCUACGGUGGUUAUUCAACGAGAAAACCAGAUGAAUUUUGGCGACUUCAAAAUCGCAUUGCGUAACCACGAAGAGAACGCGAAUGGCGACAACGUAAUGUACGUGAGAAUGGCGACAACGUAA